UCUGUUUCUCCUGUUUUUGCUUUUUUAAAAUUUAAAUGUCAUUGUGAUAUCUCUGGCCAAUGAGAUUGCAGAAGGGAACGCUUGCGAUUUGCUAUAAAUGUGUGUCCACGAGCUGAAGGUUUGUCACAACCGGGCAACUCGUGCAUAAGGGAUUCUCUUUGCGCUGUUGUUGAAGACCUCUGUUGCAGCGACCAUCACAAGGCAAAACAUCACCAACACCAACAACACCACCAGGUACCAAUAACACGAACAACAAUAACAGCAACACUGUUCUGUAUUAAUCAAGAUAUACAACUACCAUCAGUUCAGAAAUUGGAGGAGCAAGCAUUGAGAAGAAAAAAACAUCACAAAAGCCAUGAAAAACCUCGUUCACAUCACGUUUCUUUUCGUUGCGAGCCUCUGUCUGAUUGAAGGACAGACUACAACUGAAAAAACGCCGGUGACAGUUCCAGAUGCCGAUCCUCUUUUUCAUUGGCCACGAGCCGGAACCUGCCGGUACCCAUGCUUGAAGACUGUAAGUUACCUCAAAACACGAUCAUCAUGGUGUUGGAUCAGAAAAUGCACGAAAUACAGUACGGCUUAUAGAAAGGAGAAAUCGGUCUGUACCAGAUGCUGUAAAGGAUGGAUUGGCAGCCCUGCAAAUUGCAAAGACUACAACGAAUGUUUAAAAAAUCCGUGUCACUUUUCGGCCAUCUGUCAAAAUACUCCGGGCUCCUACAAAUGUAUUUGUAAAAGUGGCUACAAAUUAGUCAAUGGAAAAUGUGUUGAUUACAAUGAAUGUUUGAAUAAUCCGUGCCAUUCUUCGGCGAUCUGUCGCAACAUUCCGGGAUCCUACGAGUGUGGCUGCAAACGUGGUUACAGAAUGACCGAUGGAAAAUGUGUUGACAUCAAUGAAUGUGAAAAGAACCCCUGUUCUUCCAAUGGUCGAUGCCUCAACACUCAAGGAUCCUACUUUUGUGUGUGUAACCGCGGAUACCAAAAGGAAAACAACAAAUGUGUUGACACUAACGAAUGUUUAUGGAAGCCUUCCCCUUGUCCGUCCAAUGCCUCUUGUCAUAACAGCCCGGGAUCCUACAACUGUGACUGUCAAUCCGGAUACAAAGUGGAUGAGACGACAAAGAAGUGUGUUGAUAUCGACGAAUGUCAGAAUAAAGGAAUCUGCAGCCAAAGAUGCACCAAUACACCCGGAUCCUACGUUUGCUCCUGCGCAGAUGGUUAUCAAAUAUUCAUGAAUCGUUACUGCGUGGAUAUCGAUGAAUGUAGAUGCCAGAAUGGUGGAUGUCCCUUCCCUCUCAAGUGUAUCAACACACCAGGGUCCAACUACUGCGAUUGCCCUUACGGGUUUACCUCUAAAGACGAUAAGUGUUACCUAAUGCCGAACGUGAAGCUGAACUACACUAUACCAGGGAAUAAAACGGUUAUACCGAAAGUGAAACUACCAGUACUUAAACCAUCUGGAAGUGGCUGAAACCGGUAGGCUAGGUCUUAGAUGGAACGCAUACCAUUUCUACUUUUCUUUCAUUCUGCUCAAUCGAGGCCAACGUGAGAAUUAAACGAUAUCUACAAUAACAGCAACAACUAUAGCUGCUACUACAAUUAGAUAAUACAAUCCCAGAUACACAUAGCCUAACCCUCAGCGCCUUUUAAUAAAAUCUAUAAGACCGAUAUAUAUCGAACAUAGAAAACAAUCACCGGUCAAUUUUAGGAAAUUUAUGUGAGGACACCAUUUUGGGUUACUUCAUGAACAAGUCAUCUCGUGUGACUUUCUAAGUAACCAUCAUAUGACUAGGCUAUCCACAUAUUACGUGACCGCCACACAAGAUCCUCCCCCCUCUCUCUCUUCCUUUCUAUCUAUUUAUUUGUCUAUCUGUCUGACAGUCUGUCUCUCUGUAUGUAUGUAUGUAUGUAUGUAUGUAUGUAUGUAUAUGUAUAUCUGUCUGUAUGUGUGUCUGUCUGUCUGUCUGUCUAUCAAUCACACAAAGUCACGUGAUUACAAUCCCAUCACCCCACUGUCAUUCAUACGCUUCAUCAUUGUUGUAUAUUUUGUUGUGUUUAUUAUUUGAUUAGUUUCAUUAAUUAAAUAAAUAAAUAAUAAUUUAAUCAAAAA
This is a messenger RNA of Octopus bimaculoides (California two-spot octopus), 2107 nucleotides long. RefSeq lists its product as uncharacterized. Gene Ontology annotation, molecular function: calcium ion binding. The record is from RefSeq and is a predicted model, not a curated record. Lineage: Eukaryota; Metazoa; Mollusca; Cephalopoda; Octopoda; Octopodidae.